Messenger RNA from Empidonax traillii (willow flycatcher), 1102 nucleotides. RefSeq names its product tropomyosin 4 (gene TPM4). The transcript has 8 exons. Gene Ontology annotation, cellular component: actin filament. The record is from RefSeq and is a predicted model, not a curated record. The coding region runs from base 47 to 793 and encodes 248 amino acids. NCBI's taxonomy places the organism in Eukaryota, Metazoa, Chordata, Aves, Passeriformes, Tyrannidae. Gene Ontology annotation, biological process: actin filament organization; muscle contraction. Gene Ontology annotation, molecular function: actin filament binding.
CCACGUGCAGCACCUCCGCGCCCAGCCCGCCGUGCCCGCCGCGCCCAUGGCCGCGCCGAGCUCCCUGGAGGCCGUCAAGAGGAAGAUCCAGUGCCUGCAGCAACAGGCGGAUGAGGCGGAGGAUCGCGCCCAGGUCCUCCAGCGGGAGCUGGACCUAGAACGGGACCUGCGGGAGAAAGCUGAAGGGGAGGUGGCAGCUCUGAACAGACGCAUCCAGCUCGUGGAAGAGGAGUUGGAUCGUGCCCAGGAACGACUGGCCACAGCCCUGCAGAAACUGGAGGAAGCUGAGAAAGCAGCAGAUGAGAGCGAGAGGGGAAUGAAGGUUAUUGAGAACAGAGCAAUGAAAGAUGAAGAGAAAAUGGAGAUUCAGGAAAUGCAGCUGAAGGAGGCCAAGCACAUCGCCGAGGAGGCCGAUCGCAAAUACGAGGAGGUUGCCCGUAAACUGGUUAUUUUGGAGGGUGAACUGGAACGAGCUGAGGAGCGUGCAGAGGUGUCUGAAGUUAAAUGUAGUGACCUCGAAGAGGAGUUAAAGAACGUCACAAACAACCUGAAGUCUUUGGAAGCUCAAUCUGAAAAGUACUCGGAAAAAGAAGAUAAAUACGAAGAAGAAAUCAAGAUUCUCUCUGACAAGCUGAAAGAAGCUGAAACUCGUGCUGAAUUUGCAGAGAGAACCGUUGCCAAACUGGAAAAGUCUAUUGAUGACCUGGAAGAAAAACUUGCCCAAGCCAAAGAGGAGAACCUGGGCUUGCACCAGACACUGGACCAGACGCUAAACGAACUGAACUGUAUAUGAUGAGAGCAGGGACCUGCCAGCGGCCAAGGACCCGCCUGUCCCCGCAGCGCUCCUCCCUCCUCCUCCCUCUCUGUAUCCCGGGAAAGCCAAUUAAGUUAUGGCCAGCACAGCCACGCUGGAGGCUCCGGGUGUCACUCGGGGACCUUUCCCCGGAGACCUCCCCAAGGAGCCCCCGUGGAGCUCCCGCGUGUCCUGCCCGUGGCUGCCCCGCACGGUUCGUGACUCCUUUUGUAUAACCUGGUAGAAGCUGUCCCCGGGCAGCGGCGGCCCCGCCCAGCCCUGCCCUCCUAUAUUAAAACAUUUCUCACA